GAUCCAUAACUGAAAAACCCUAGCAUACCUUCGUUUUGUAGUUACGCCGUUAAAUAUGAGGAUUUGAGAGCAGAAGCGUGCUCUUCCAAGACCCAGAGCUGCAAUGGGGAUCGAUCUUAAAGCUGGGGGUAAGAGCAAGAAGACCAAAAGAACCGCACCCAAGUCCAAUGAUAUCUACCUCAAGCUCCUUGUCAAGCUUUACCGCUUCCUUGUUCGAAGGACUGGCAGCAAUUUCAAUGCUGUAAUACUAAAACGCUUGUUCAUGAGCAAGGUUAACAAGCCUCCGAUUUCUUUGUCAAGGUUAAUUAAGUACGUGAAGGGGAAGGAAGAUAAAAUUGCUGUUGUAGUGGGGACUGUAACUGAUGAUAUCAGAGUGUAUGAAGUUCCGGCAUUAAAAAUUACCGCACUUAGGUUUACAGAGACUGCACGAGCAAGAAUAGAAAAGGCGGGUGGUGAAUGCUUGACAUUCGAUCAGCUUGCCCUCAGGGCUCCUUUGGGGCAAAAUACGGUUCUUCUUAGAGGUCCCAAGAAUGCUCGGGAAGCUGUGAAACACUUUGGUCCUGCUCCUGGUGUGCCGCACAGCCAUACCAAGCCAUAUGUACGAUCUAAAGGAAGAAAGUUCGAGAGGGCUAGAGGAAGGAGGAACAGCAAAGGAUUUAGGGUUUGAGAAGAUAACGUUGCUCUACUUUUUUAAAGUGUUGUCACUACUGAAAUUUAACUUUUUGCUUUAUCAUAGGUGUUGAUUACAGUAUUUAUGAUAUUUCUGUUCUGAUAAAUGAUUUUGUGUGUAUGGACAUCGUUUUGGUUCUCGCCUUUGUUUUUCUUUUACGUGUAUUAAAAGCUCGCAUACGAUCCCCCAAUUUAAAGGCUAUCCAUUUUUCGU
Molecule: messenger RNA, 883 nt
Organism: Abrus precatorius (Indian licorice)
Lineage: Eukaryota; Viridiplantae; Streptophyta; Magnoliopsida; Fabales; Fabaceae
Product: 60S ribosomal protein L18
Exons: 5
Coding region: 104-667 (187 amino acids)
Biological process (GO): translation
Cellular component (GO): ribosome; cytosolic large ribosomal subunit
Molecular function (GO): RNA binding; structural constituent of ribosome
Source: RefSeq, a predicted model, not a curated record